AUGAAGGAGGAUUAUGUGAGUCUGAUGUCUGAGAACGUGCUGAGAGUCAACAUGUUACUGAGCGUCUUCUUUCUUCCAGGUGUUUUGGGUGAUUGUGGUUGGAAUACCCCACUGCUCUCCAUCACCAUACCAAAUAAGACCGAAGUACUGAGUGGAUCAUGUUUGCUAGUUCCAUGUAGCUUUAGAGCUGAGAAAGGAAUCACUGAAUUUAACAGUAAAAUAGAAACCCGUGGAGCAUGGAUUCAAAGUAAAAAUGAUAUUUAUGACAUCAAUCAAGGGGUUAACACAGACCUAGCAAAAAUAACUGGAAACCUGAGACAAAGAAACUGCACCACUGUGUUUUCUGACAUAAACAAGAGUCAAGAAGACAAAUACUUCCUCAGAAUUGAGAACGGUGACUACAGGAUAACAGCUUGUUCUACUCCUCUUCACAUAACAGUUCAAGAUUCUCCUUGGAGUCCCAGCAUUAACAUCCCUGCUGAUCUGAAGGAGCAUCAGUCUGUCACUAUCAGCUGCUCAGCUUUGACUCCCUGUCCACUCUCACCUCCUGAACUCACCUGGAGUCUCCAACAAGACUCUCACAGACAAACAGAGAAAAACAGAGAGGGAACCUUUACAACUAAAAUCCAGGAGACCAUCACUCUGUCAGACACACAUGAUGGAUACAACAUCAGCUGUUCUGCCACAUAUCCUGUGAAUGGAGGAAGCAAGACAGCAGAGACAGAAGUGACUCUCAGUGUUUCAUAUGCUCCUAAAGACACCUCAGCAUCCAUCAGUCCAUCAGGUUUGGUGUCAGCAGGUAGCUGGGUGGAGCUGAGCUGCUCCAGCAGAGCCAAGCCUCCUGCCAGCUUCACCUGGUUCAGGAACAGCAAACAUGGAGCCAUUAAUGUAUCUGUGGGGCAGGUUUACAGCUUCUAUGCUACUGAGGGAGAAGAGUAUUACUGUGAGGCUACAAAUGAUCUGGGUCAAAACAGAUCACCUGUGAUUCUUACAAGAAUUGGAGGGUCUAGAGUUAGUGUCUGCAUUACAAUGAAGAUCCUGGGAAUAGUAACGCUCUGUGGUGCAUUCAUUAUCUUUGAAAGGUGA
This is a messenger RNA of Fundulus heteroclitus (mummichog), 1086 nucleotides long. RefSeq names its product sialic acid-binding Ig-like lectin 14. Bases 1 to 1086 code for a protein of 361 amino acids. The transcript has 5 exons. The record is from RefSeq and is a predicted model, not a curated record. Lineage: Eukaryota; Metazoa; Chordata; Actinopteri; Cyprinodontiformes; Fundulidae.